Messenger RNA from Cuscuta europaea, 2199 nucleotides. Lineage: Eukaryota; Viridiplantae; Streptophyta; Magnoliopsida; Solanales; Convolvulaceae. The record is from the annotation of a GenBank genome assembly.
UAAUUCCUAAAUGCUAAAAAGCUCCCGAUAUAGCCUACCUUAUGUAUGAAUACUGAAUAGUAUAAAACACUUGCAUAGGUUGCUCACGCUUGUUCUUCAACACACAAGAUACUUAGAUACUUAAUGAUGGGAAUAAUAAUCAAUGUUAAUGAUCUCUCGUUUCUCUCAACAUUAAUGUUCUGUUUUCUUUCCUUGCUCGUUUUCUUCCUCUUCUCUAACAUAUUAUCAUCAAAACCCAGUGAUAAAAUCCCCAGAUCGUAUCCUCUGGUAGGUUCUUAUUUCUCACUUUUGAAAAACAGAGACCGCCGGUUUCAAUGGCUUUCCGAUGCCAUCAAUAGCUCCCCCAAUCUGAUCUUCACCUUACACCGCCCUGGAAUUUCCAAGGUUUACACUGCUAACCCUUUGAAUGUAGAGCACAUCCUCAAAGCGCGCUUCUCUGUUUACUCAAAAGGCGAUUUCGCAAGAACCACUUUAGCUGAUUUUCUUGGCGACGGAAUCUUCAACGUCGACGGAGAGAAGUGGAAGUUUCAGAGAGAGGUCGCCAUCCAUGAGUUCAACACGAAGUCUCUGCGCAACUUCAUCUCCACCGUCGUUGACACAGAGCUCUCCGGCCGGUUAAUUCCCAUUCUGUCCUCUGCCUCGCGGGAAAAAACGCUUCUUGAUUUUCAGGACAUUCUUCAAAGAUUCGCUUUUGAUAAUAUCUGCAAGAUCUCUUUCGGGUAUGAUCCCGGGUAUCUCUCGCCGUCCCUACCGGCAGCGACAUUGGCGGUCGCUUUCGAGGAAGCUCUGAAGAUCAGCAGUCAGAGAUAUGACGAAAUUAGCCCUCUUGUCUGGAAAUUGAAACGCCGUUUCAACAUUGGAUCCGAACGGAAGCUCCGGAUUGCGGUGGACGAGGUGCGAGAUUUCGCCAAGAAAAUCGUCAGAGAGAAAAAGAAAGAACUGGAGGAGAAGUCAACGCUGGAUUCCGUUGACCUUCUGUCAAGAUUCUUGAGCUCCGGCCACUCGGAGGAGAACUUCGUGACGGAUAUCGUCAUCAGCUUCAUACUCGCCGGCCGGGACACGACGUCCGCCGCUUUGACUUGGUUUUUCUGGUCAAUUUCCCGGCGUCCGGAAGUUGAAGAUAAGAUAUUGGAAGAGGUGAAAUCGCAAUCCGAGGCGGCGGUGUACGGUGGGGUAAAGGACAUGGUUUACACACACGCCGCCCUUUGUGAGGCGAUGAGGCUUUACCCGCCGGUUCCGGUGGACUCAAAAACGGCCGGCGAGGAUGACGUUUUGCCAGACGGGACGGCGGUGAAGAAGGGGUGGAGGGUAAGUUAUCACACGUAUGCGAUGGGGAGGGCGGAGGAGCUGUGGGGGCAGGAUUGGGCGGAGUUCCGCCCUGAACGGUGGCUAAACAGGGAAGGAGACGGGAAUUUGAGCUUCGUGGGGAAAGACCAGUACAUAUAUCCGGUGUUCCACGCAGGGCCGAGGAUUUGUCUGGGUAAAGAGAUGGCUUUCUUACAGAUGAAGAGGGUGGUGGCCGGCAUUUUGAGGCAAUUCAGGGUAAUACCGGUGGCGGAGGAGGGCAAGGAACCCGUCUACGUAGCCUAUCUAAUGUCAAAGAUGAAGGGUGGUUUCCCGGUGAUGAUUAAGGAAAGAAUAGGGGUGCAAAUCAGCUGAGCCGUUCGUGAGCCGCUCGGUCAAAGUUCGAGUCAGCUCGUUAAACAGUUGAGUCAGAAACGAAAUUAAUAUUGAUAUUAAAUUAUAAAACCAGCACACAAUAUAUAUUUGAUAUAUAUAUAUAUAUUUAUAGGGGUGAGAUCACAUACAAACCAUGCUUAACUUACUAACCUACAAACUCAAUAAUAUGCAACACUUUGAACUUUAAUAUACAGUACAAAUAAUGUAAAGAUGCACUCUUUGAAUUUCAAUAUGCAAUACAAAUAAUGUAAACAUGAAAUUGCUAUUUUAUGGCUUGAAUAAUACGAAACACUUUGAACUUCAAUGUGCAAUACAAAUAAUGCAAAGAUGAUUUGAAUGAGAUGACUAGUUUGUAUGUGAUCCUACCCCUGCAUCUUUACAUUAUUUUUACUGCAUAUUGAAGUUCAAAGCGAUGCAUAUUAUGGAGUUUGUAGGUUAGUAAGGCAAUAAAGGUCCCUAAUGAAGUUUACACGUUGACUUCACACAUAUUAAGGAAAUAAAUUUGACUUUACUGUAGAA